AUGCCUUCCAAAAAGCCCAAACAAAGUGACGCUACACCUGAAUCACCACCACCGAAUUGGCCCCCUUUCAAACCACUCAUGCCAUCUACAAACUUAACCCUGGAAACCAUUGUUCCCGGUCAAAUCAUCACAAUACCAAACUUUUGGACUUCUACUUUAUGUAAAAAUUAUGUCUCAUUCUUGAAAACUUUACCUUUAACCACAACACCUGGUAAACCUAAAAAGGGUGAUGCUUUGAGAGUCAAUGAUAGAUAUCGAGUUGAUGAUUGGAAUUUUGCUGAACGACUUUGGAGAGAGACGGGGCUCAAGGAGCUUUUAUGUGGUGAGAUUGAGAGGGAAUAUGAGGAAGAGGGUGAAAAGAUGAGUGAGGAGGAGAGAAGAGAGUUAUGGGGAGGGGAGAUUGUAGGUUUAAAUCCCGUCAUUCGAAUAUAUAGAUAUUCAAAGGGACAGUUCUUUGAUUGCCAUUACGAUGAAUCGAAUCUCAUCACACUUCCAACAAGACCUACAUCUACUCAAGCAAAGACAACAUGGACAUUAUUACUAUAUCUCACAUCACCCGCAACAGGUUGUCAAGGAGGUGAAACAGUUUUCUACCCUGAGGAACUUCCUAACAAGAAAUCUCCUAUUGAUAAGCCUGUUGUCAUAAGUCUAGAGACUGGAAUGGUCUUGUUACAUAAGCAUGGGGAUGAUUGCAUGUUGCAUGAAGGGAGAGAAGUUACGGAGGGUGAGAAGUGGAUUAUAAGGACUGAUGUAUGUGUAAGAAGAGUAAGGCCUUUGGUGAAUAAGUCAAUGUUCGAAGGACUUUAA
This is a messenger RNA of Sclerotinia sclerotiorum 1980 UF-70, 807 nucleotides long. RefSeq lists its product as hypothetical. The transcript has 3 exons. Gene Ontology annotation, biological process: peptidyl-proline hydroxylation to 4-hydroxy-L-proline. Gene Ontology annotation, cellular component: endoplasmic reticulum. Gene Ontology annotation, molecular function: L-ascorbic acid binding; procollagen-proline 4-dioxygenase activity; iron ion binding. The coding region runs from base 1 to 807 and encodes 268 amino acids. The record is from RefSeq and is a predicted model, not a curated record. Lineage: Eukaryota; Fungi; Ascomycota; Leotiomycetes; Helotiales; Sclerotiniaceae.